AUGGUCAUCGUCUACGACUGUCUGGCGCUGCAGAUUAUCAAAGAUUACCAGAGCGUCUUCUAUGACGCCUCCUUGGAGCACUCGUGGGUGCGAUCAGCUGUCGUUGGGCAGAACUCUAUCAUCAUCGGGUAUGGAGCCCAAGAUGGAGCCCCUCGACACACGUGCACGUCGUGCGGUACACGGUUAACCCUGGCUUUGGAAGGCGUCAUGGUCGUCCUCGACAUCGAGAAGGUCCUCCUCCCGGUGUCUGAUGAUCCGCCGCCCGUUCCCCUGACGUUAAUAGCAGAGCCGGUGGACACUACCAUGUCCCACGACGCAAUCUACCAGACGGUGCCGCUCAACGGGGUCCAAGAAGCCGAGUAUCGCACGGCUCGGGCGCACGGUCGCUUCAACCCGGACUCGGCGGCGGCCCGACACAACGCAAUGAUGGCGCCGUGGCAGGCGUGGUGGAGCGAGGCGGACUGUGCCGAAUAUCGCGAGGUCCGCAAUGCACCGCAGCCUCCAUGUAAGUUAUGCUGGUGUGGAUAA
Molecule: messenger RNA, 528 nt
Organism: Vanrija pseudolonga
Lineage: Eukaryota; Fungi; Basidiomycota; Tremellomycetes; Trichosporonales; Trichosporonaceae
Exons: 2
Coding region: 1-528 (175 amino acids)
Source: RefSeq, a predicted model, not a curated record